CUUAAUAUCUAUACAAACUUGUUCAUGUUUUUCAAGAGAUUUACUUAUUCCUUUAUAAAAAAUUGUAGAUCGCUUUCACCGAAGAGGAAGUAUACUUUGUUAACUAAAGAGGUUGCAGUCCCUAAAACUUCUACGUACAUUCCCCUUAAAAACAUUAUACCAAAAGAGGUUUACCAACAAUUGAAGCCAAUUUUUAUAGAAGAGCUGGAAGCUGAAAGGAAAAGGGUCUUUUUUUUGCAAUUUGGAGAGAGCUUUGAUUUUUACGGUACACAUACUACUUUAUGGAAGGAACGAGGGGGAAGACAGCUUGCUUUACAAUUAUUUCAAUAUUAUAAGCUUAUUCCAGAUCUUUUUAGCGACUCCACUCUUCUUGAAAACCUCGAUGCAAACUUAGAAGUUCAGUUGAAGUCAAACGAAAGGAUUCUUUACGGAAGAAUUGUCCCUCCCCGGAAACUCCGAGAGAUUCCGGACGUUCGUUUUUCCCGUACAGCAAACGACUAUUACUAUACUCUCUUGUGUGUGUCUCCAGAUGAUAAUAUUUUUAACUUUCAUGUUGAAUCGCUUCGUUGGAUGAUCACGAAUAUUAAGGGAGGCGCACCAGAGGAGCUAAUCAGGAUAUCCGCUCUACAAAACGCGGAUACGGCAUGCGAGUAUCUUCCGCCCACGCCUGCGAGGGGUACUGGCUAUCUGCGCUACGUAUUUUUAUUGCUGGAACACACCAAGCGGCUCAAACUCGGCACAAUUCAACCAGGAGGGGACUUCAGUACACGCGACUUUUUACAAUCGCACGAAGCACGCAUUAAAGGGCUUAACUUUUUUCAAAGCUGCUGGGACGAAAGUGUGGAUGUCACAUACACUCAGACACUCGGUCUGCUAAAGCCUCCCGUUUAUGAGCCGAAAUCGCGCUAUCCCGGUAAGGUGAAGAGACGGCGGUAUAUGCCGAAGCCUAAAGAACCACAAUACAAGAAGACACUUCUUCGAGAUAAAUAAUAAAA
Zophobas morio is the source of this 995-nucleotide messenger RNA. Its product is annotated as large ribosomal subunit protein mL38-like. NCBI's taxonomy places the organism in Eukaryota, Metazoa, Arthropoda, Insecta, Coleoptera, Tenebrionidae. The transcript has 12 exons. The record is from RefSeq and is a predicted model, not a curated record. Bases 25 to 990 code for a protein of 321 amino acids.